Messenger RNA from Heteronotia binoei (common prickly gecko), 6370 nucleotides. RefSeq names its product sperm antigen with calponin homology and coiled-coil domains 1 like (gene SPECC1L). The record is from RefSeq and is a predicted model, not a curated record. Gene Ontology annotation, cellular component: filamentous actin; microtubule organizing center. Gene Ontology annotation, biological process: actin cytoskeleton organization. The coding region runs from base 328 to 3681 and encodes 1117 amino acids. NCBI's taxonomy places the organism in Eukaryota, Metazoa, Chordata, Lepidosauria, Squamata, Gekkonidae. Gene Ontology annotation, molecular function: protein binding. The transcript is spliced from 16 exons.
GCCUGCGCAUUGCUUGCGUCUGCGCAGUGCGGCUCAUGGCUCUUUGAAGUAGGGAGGAGUAUCAUCAUAACUCCGGUUGUCACCGCCGUCGGCCUUAGAUGUGCCUCAUCCGGUUUUCCCUCAGUGACUAAACCAAGAGAGGAGGAAGCCGCUUUAACAAUUACGAGCUAGCAGGCGACGCAGCCCUGUAAGGGCCGAGUGGGGCCGUCUCGGGAGGGCGACGGGAGGAAACGCCCCCCGGCCUUCCUCCUCAGAGGAGGGGGUCGAGUGCCGCCGCCCAGGCCUGCUCGACUUGUUUGUAAAUGCCUGACAAACAGGUAGUCAAGAAUGAAGAAAGCAAGCCGGACUGUUGGUUCAGCACCCAAAGUCCCAGGGAUAAGUAAAAUACAAACAGUUGAAAAAGUUAAAUCUGAAAACAGCUCCACGGUGUCUGUAGUAGCAAAACUUUCAAAAACUGGGUCAGCAGCAUUAUUGAAGACAAAAAGCAAUGAAGAUCUUUUAGUUGGGAUGGCUGGUGGGAUUACUAUGAGCAAUGGUGUGAAGGGAAAGAAGAGUACUUGUACUUCCACAGCACCUCCUACUGCAGGAACCACUAUGAACAACUUGGAGAACAAACCGAAACCCGUUACAGGUACAAGUUCUGCAGCUAAGCGUAGUACUUCGGCUGGAAAUAAGGACUCUAACUCUUCUCGGGAAAGAAUUCGUGACCGUUCCCGGCUGACUCAAAGUAAAAAACUACCCCCAACAGGACAGACAAGCAAUGACACAGUCCUCGCAAAGCGCUCCCGUAGUCGUACUAACCCAGACUCUGAUGUUCGAAUGAGCAAGUCUAAAUCAGACAAUCAGAUCAAUGACAAAGCUGUUUUGGAAGCAAAAGUGAAAGAUCUUCUAACAUUAGCCAAAACGAAAGAUGUAGAGAUCUUACACCUGAGGAAUGAGCUCAGAGAAAUGCGUGCUCAACUAGGCCUUAAUGAAGAUCAGUAUGAGGGAGAUGAAAAAUCUGAAGAAAAAGAAACCAUCAUUGUCCACCAGCCGACUGAUGUAGAAUCUACAUUACUGCAGUUGCAAGAACAAAACACUGCCAUCCGGGAGGAACUCAACCAGUUGAAAAAUGAAAAUCGGAUGUUGAAGGAUAGGUUAAACGCUUUAGGAUUUUCUUUGGAGCAAAGGCUAGAUAACACUGAAAAACUAUUUAGCUACCAGUCUUUGAGCCAAGAAAUUGCAGCAGGAAACCACAGUGAUGGUGGGGGCACCCUUACAUCUUCAGUGGAAGGUUCUGCUCCUGGUUCAGUAGAAGAUCUUUUGAGUCAGGAUGAGAAUACUUUAAUGGACAAUCAACAUAGUAACUCCAUGGAUAAUUUGGACAGUGAGUGUAGUGAAGUUUAUCAGCCACUCACUUCAAGUGAUGAUGCCUUAGAUGCUCCAUCGUCUUCAGAGUCUGAGGGUGUGCCAAGCAUAGAAAGAUCAAGAAAGGGGAGCAGUGGCAAUGCCAGUGAAGUGUCGGUGGCUUGUUUGACAGAACGGAUACAUCAGAUGGAAGAGAACCAGCAUAGCACAGCUGAAGAACUUCAAGCAACUCUUCAGGAACUUGCAGAUUUGCAGCAAAUUACUCAAGAAUUGAACAGUGAGAAUGAAAGGCUUGGAGAAGAAAAGGUUAUUCUUAUGGAAUCUUUGUGCCAACAGAGUGAUAAGUUGGAACACUUUAGUCGACAGAUGGAAUAUUUCCGAUCACUUUUAGAUGAACAUCAUAUUUCUUAUGUUAUUGAUGAAGACAUGAAAAGUGGGCGCUAUAUGGAACUAGAGCAACGUUACAUGGACCUUGCAGAGAAUGCACGUUUUGAAAGAGAGCAGCUCCUUGGUGUCCAGCAACAUCUGAGCAACACUCUCAAAAUGGCAGAACAAGAUAACAAGGAAGCCCAGGAGAUGAUAGGAGCGCUGAAGGAACGGAAUCACCACAUGGAACGGAUUAUUGAGUCAGAACAGAAGAGCAAAAACACUCUAGCAGCCACCUUGGAUGAGUACAAAGCCACAGUAGCUAGUGAUCAGAUUGAGAUGAACAGACUGAAAGCUCAGUUGGAGCAUGAAAAACAGAAAGUAGCUGAACUAUAUUCCAUACACAAUUCUGGUGACAAAUCAGAUAUACAGGACUUACUAGCAAGUGUCAGGCUUGACAAGGAAAAAGCAGAAACAUUAGCCAGCAGCCUACAAGAGGAGUUAGCUCAUACACGCAAUGAUGCCAAUCGCCUACAGGACACCAUUGCGAAGAUAGAAGAUGAAUAUAGAGCUUUCCAAGAAGAAGCUAAGAAGCAAAUUCAGGAUCUGAAUAUGACUUUAGAAAAGCUUCGGACAGAGCUGGAAGAAAAAGAAACAGAAAGGAGUGACAUGAAGGAAACCAUAUUUGAAUUGGAAGAUGAAGUAGAGCAGCAUCGAGCUGUGAAACUCCAUGACAAUCUCAUUAUAUCAGACUUGGAGAAUACUGUAAAAAAGCUUCAAGACCAAAAGCACGACAUGGAAAGAGAGAUCAAAACUCUGCACAGACGGCUCAGGGAGGAGUCUGCAGAAUGGCGACAGUUCCAAGCUGAUUUGCAGACUGCUGUGGUUAUAGCAAAUGAUAUAAAAUCUGAGGCUCAGGAAGAAAUUGGAGACCUAAAGCGCAGGCUCCAUGAAGCUCAGGAGAAGAAUGAGAAGCUAACUAAAGAGUUGGAAGAAAUAAAAUCACGCAAGCAGGAAGAGGAGCGUGGUCGUGUUUACAACUACAUGAAUGCUGUUGAAAGGGACUUAGCAGCUCUGAGACAAGGAAUGGGGUUGAGUCGCAGGUCAUCCACUUCUUCAGAGCCAACACCCACUGUGAAAACUCUCAUCAAAUCCUUUGAUAGUGCCUCACAAGUUCCUAGUCCAGCCGCAACUACAAUUCCUCGUACCCCUCUGAGCCCAAGUCCUCUGAAAACACCUCCUGCAGCUGCAGUAUCUCCGAUGCAGAGACAUUCUAUAAGUGGACCAAUAUCUUCUUCUAAACCCCUCACAACUUUAUCAGAUAAAAGAUCAAGUUACGCAGAAAUCCCUGUACAAGAUCACCUGCUGAGAACUUCCUCUGCCAGCAGACCAGCUUCUUUGCCAAGAGUGCCUGCCAUGGAAAGUGCCAAAUGUAUUUCUGUGUCUCGGCGGAGCAGUGAAGAGAUCAAGCGGGACAUUACUGCUCCUGAUGGAGCAACUCCAGCCUCUCUGAUGGCCAUUGGGACUACUUCACCACAACUGUCACUCUCUUCUUCACCUACAGCAUCUGUCACUCCCACAACACGUAAUAGAAUAAGAGAAGAAAGGAAAGAUCCUUUGUCUGCUCUGGCAAGGGAAUAUGGAGGUUCCAAGAGAAAUGCUUUACUGAAGUGGUGCCAGAAGAAGACAGAAGGCUAUCAGAAUAUUGACAUCACAAACUUUAGCAGCAGUUGGAACGAUGGAUUGGCUUUCUGUGCUGUUCUUCAUACUUACCUCCCAGCUCACAUUCCCUAUCAAGAGCUGAACAAUCAAGAUAAGAGGAGAAAUUUCACUCUGGCUUUCCAGGCAGCAGAAAGUGUUGGCAUCAAAUCCACUUUGGACAUUAACGAGAUGGUACGAACAGAGCGUCCAGACUGGCAAAAUGUCAUGCUCUAUGUUACAGCAAUAUACAAAUAUUUUGAAACCUGAGAACCUGAUAACAAAGAAGAACGUUAAGCAAAUCCAAAAUCCAACUUGAUACAGUAAUCUCAACCGGCACAGUCCACAUCCCUCGACCUCCAAUGAAACUCCUACUAUUUUGAUGGCUUGUGAACAAGGUUUUGUUACAGUGCUUAUAAAAAAAACCCAAAUAGCUAAACUAGCUGGAUUAAGUUAUUAGCCCAGAAAGCUUGAACUUUAAGAACCCGAAGCUCUCAUGCUUUUAAAGAAGAGGAGUGAAUUGAAUGGAUGCCACAGAAUACACAAGAUUUAAAUGGACGGCUGAAAGUAAGAGAUCUGUAUAAUAAAAUUACUAAGAAUGGUGUCACUCAGAAAACACCCCCAAAGGUUGGAUGAAUCAUCUGCUCAUGGCACCUCAAGUAUGGGAACAAGUUACUUAUAAUCUAGUUAUUGCCUUAUAUCUCCACCUCUGCCAAGUGCACAACUUUUAUAGGAAAUAAGAGGUUUGGUGUAUGUUUUUCCCUUUAUGUCAAGCUCAUCUGUCUGAAGAAUGCUGUCACUUCUGAGAUGAGACUGGCUCGGUGCAAAAGCUAUUCAGUUUAAGGAUAUGUGUUUAAGCCUACCUCUGCUCAGCAAUAAUGGCUUCCAACUUUAUUACUGGAUUGACUCCAGCAUUAGCACACAUAGUUCCCAUUAUUGUAUUUUUGUUUUCCUAUAGGAAUUUUCUUUGUGCGGAUUUUAAAUUUUUCUCCCUGCCUCCAGGUUGGCAAAAUGGAACCUUUUCUUUGCAGAAAUUCUGAUAACAGCAUUAAAAGAUUAGAAUAAAAUUGUUUUGGUCAUUGGACAGGGGUGUGCUCCUUUUAAAAAAGCAGCUUAGUUUCUCACCGCUGUGGCCAUCCAGAUUUGCAGUGUGUUUUGAUCUCUGCAUCCACCAAGAGCUGCUGCUGCGUGUCCUGAAUCUAUUUACAAGGGGUUUCCAUUAUUUCCCUCACAGGCCUUGUUGAAAUGAAUAGCACUUGCCCAGCAGUAUUACUUGGUAGGUUGUGCAUCUUAGAUUAAACUUAUUUUUAUAUAAUAUUAACAGUACCAUCCUAAACAAAGUUCCACCUUUCUAAGCCCAUUGACUUCUGUGGGCUUAGAACUCCACUUAGGAUGGGAUUGUAAAGUUGGUAAGGGAAGAAAAUGUAUCUUGAGUUUGUAUUUUGUUGUUGAAUGCACCUAGCAAAACUUUUGGGGUGAAAACUAUUCAUGCAAGUGCCUUACUUGCCCUGAGCUGAGAGAAGCUUCAGCUCCAGGGCACUGCACAGAAGACCUAAGGUUUCUAGCAGCAGUAGCAGGACUUGGAUGAAGGACUGCUGUGAUUCUGUCCUUCGGAAAUUAUGAAGCCUCUGCUUUUGCCAUGGAACAGUUCAGCCACAGUGGAGAUCCUGGAACUGUCAUUGUUGGGUUGUUUGUUCGCUAAUGAACUCUGUUAGCCUUUGUUUAUAAAUGUACUUAGCUAUUUUCUAGUCAACAGGCCAACUAGGCAUACUAAUUUUGCAAUUAUUUCUGUAUACCUGGAACUCUUAAAGGACACUUCGAAUGUCAUAGAUGUGUGAAUUCAGGAAUGUAAACCAGAUCCCAGGCUGGUUAUCAGAGAACCCCCAGGACAGUGUACAGAUGCCAGAACAGUAUCUUGAGGCAGGCCAGAACAAGCUCUGAAGAGCAUAGCCAGGAUCAGCUUCAUUAUGCCUCCAGUAAAUGUUCCAUUUUGAACAUAGUUUACAGUACAGAGACUUAAAGCAAAACUUGUUCAUGGCUAUAAAAUGCCUUUCCAGGGCAACUCUUUUUUUCUAAUGACUUUCCUCUUUUCAAAUCUGCAGCUGACAUUAAGGACUCCUGCAAGUAACUAAAAUACUUUAGCCUGUGAAUAAACAGGGUUGACGUUUCCCAGUGAAGGGAGUAAUAUUACAAAAGUCUUUCUUUUCUCUCAUUGUGAAUGAAACUUGCCCAUUUACAUUUUUCCUUGUUCAAUCCUAAAACUAGACGCUAAAACAUCUUCAUCAUUUUAUUGCCGAGUCCACUGCUCUGGUUCAAAGGAAGGUGCACCACUCUAUGCCAAUGAACUGACAAGUGUCUUGCUCCGCAGUGCUGCCUCUUUUAUUUAUUGCAUUGUAACUGAAGAACAUAAGAGACCUCUUUCAUCUACAUCCAGUUACUGAAAUUGAGCCUAUUGGCAACAAGACACAUUUUGAGCAGAAUCCUAUUUAUAAACUUGCUGAUUCAGCUUAAAGUGCACAAGGUAAAGCACAUGGACAUGGAUGAAAGAGGGACCUUAGUUAUGAAGGAAGUGAGAGGCAAACAGGUGAUCAUGUUGGUGUAUGGAGCAAAACUUAACUGUAGAUUGCUUCCUUGCAAUGAUUAUCUGAAACUUUUUGUGGCGUGAAGUCUGACCUGUAGAGAGAUCAUGUCAGAGAAAUUAUUUCACCAAGAGAAACGAGAUGGAAUGUAUGUGUGGUUUUUUGGGUUUUUUAAAAUUCCACUCAACAGCAGAAGAUGGGCUCAAGGAGAAAAAUCUUUGCUCUUGGUUUGAUUGUGUACAAAACUUAUAUUGAGAAGGCAUUAUUCAGCUCAUCACCUUAAAAAGACCUAUUAAAUUUCACUUUAUUGUAAAAUGCAUUCUUGCUGUUUUCAGUUUUUGUUCUAUUAAAUAUUUUUAAAUGUAGGGUAAGAAGGACAA